UCGAUAUCUGCAACCUCAAUCGUCAUGAGCAUGCUCGCCCUUCCUCCACCGCCUAAAGGUGCCGACGACUCGAAGGUCAUCCUCGGCUUGGGUGGCUACCCGUAUUUGAAGCGCGUUGAAAUCGCCGGCCGUUCUUUGCACAAGCGCGUGCGCAACGCCGCCCGCGGUCGGUCGUUGUCGAUGGAAAGCGUCGGCGACGAAGCCAAGGUCGCCGCCAAGGCGCAAGAAGAAGCAAUCUUGGAAAAGUACCGCAAGUCCAUCAAGGGCAAGCCGUUCUUGCAACUCACGAUGUACCAGCAACUCGGCCUGACCGACGUCAUGUUUGACGCGACGCCCGAGCAAAUCAAGAAGGCAUACCAUCGCGUGCUGAUCGAACACCACCCCGACAAGACGCUCAAGGACGAAAACGACCCCAACUACUUGGCGGUCCAGAAAGCGUUCAACACCCUCAUGGACCCCCAGAAGAAGCGAGCGUACGACUCGCAGUGCGAGUUCGACGACUGGAUUCCCCUCGGCACGGAAAAGAUCAAGCAGGACGACGGAAAGGGCACGGUCGACUUUUAUGCGCUGUACGGCCCCGUCUUUGAACGAAACGCGCGGUUCUCGGAAAUCAAGCCAGUGCCGCUCCUUGGCGAUGACAGCACGCCGUUGGACGACGUGACUGCCUUUUACAACUUUUGGUUCAAGUUUGACUCGUGGCGCGAUUUCACCCACAACGCCGAGCACGAUGUUGACAGUGCUGAACACCGUGACGAGAAGCGUUUCCUCAUGAAGAAGAACGAAGCUGCCGCGAAGAAGCUCAAGAAGAAAGAAUACGCCCGUCUCGCCACCCUCGUCGACCGCGCCCAAGCCAAUGAUCCUCGACUCCGUCGCGUCAAGCAAGCGGCCAAGGACAAGAAGGAGAACGAGAAGCGCGCCAAGGAAGCCGCCGCCCAAGCCAUCAUCGACGCCCAGAAGAAGGCUGAAGCUGAAGCUGCCGCUGCCAAAGCAGCCGCCGAAGAAGCCGAAAAGGCUCUCAAGGCGGAUGCCAAGAUGGCCAAGGAAAAGCUCAAGAAGGCCUUCCGCAAGGUCAAGAAGCAGUUCCGUGAACUUUGUGAAGCCGCGGCGGAUGUUCGCCUCGACGAAUACGAAGUGGAAUUCCUCUGCGAGUCGCUUGAAAUGGACCAAGUGACCGCAUUGAACGACGCCCUGGCGGCCAACCAAGCCGCCGGUGUCGAACAAGUCGUCACAGUCUUGACCGGGCUGCGUGGCGAAGCCUACAUGCAGAAACAAGCGGCUAAGCGUGGUUAAGCAGAACAUGCCAUGCUCCUUCUCGCUCAUAUGGUGUCGACUCGCAAUGGUGGCGCCUUUUCCAUCGAGGCUAUGACACACACAUUACUAUUUCAAUUCGAGCUGCCCUGCCCAAGUCUCCGAGCGCCGCUAGGUUU
This is a messenger RNA of Aphanomyces invadans, 1427 nucleotides long. RefSeq lists its product as hypothetical. Gene Ontology annotation, molecular function: ribosome binding; Hsp70 protein binding. Gene Ontology annotation, cellular component: cytosol. The transcript has a single exon. The record is from RefSeq and is a predicted model, not a curated record. Gene Ontology annotation, biological process: 'de novo' cotranslational protein folding; regulation of translational fidelity. NCBI's taxonomy places the organism in Eukaryota, Oomycota, Saprolegniomycetes, Saprolegniales, Verrucalvaceae. Bases 25 to 1290 code for a protein of 421 amino acids.